AUGAGGACCCGCCACGCUCCCGCGCAGUUUGGCAGCUUGGAGAUCUGUAGUAAGGCAGCCAGCAUACAGCCCAUAAACCAGCACUGCGACCAUCGCAGCCCUUCACUCUGGCAACUGCUCUGCCAGCGCCACCUCCUCCACCCCUCUGGCCUUCCCUCUUCAACACCGACCGGACCUACCGCCACCAAUACGCACUCCUCUCAGCGACCAUCUCAGCUUCCCUCUUUAUCACUAUUCUUCCCAAUCCUUUCCCCCACAUUCUCCCCACCAUGCUUCCCCCACAAGCCCAUAUACCAGGACUGUGACCGGUCCAGCCCCUCGCUCUGGCGAUUGUUGCGCCGCCUCCACCUGCUGCACCCCUCUGGCCUCCCCCUCUUCAACCCUGACCGGACCUACCGUCAACACCACGCCCCUCUCUCUGCUGCUGAGGCGCGCACCUUCCCACCCGACUGGCUGGUGGUGUUGGCGAGUCGGGCAGAGGGCGGGGCGAGGGCACGGGUGAAUAAAUUGGAGGUAGAGGCGAUGCUGGUGCGGCGCUUUGGGCGGGAGCGAGUGGUGGUGUUUGAUGGCUCGAUGCCCAUUCUGCAAGGUGGGUGGCGUGGUGCUGGCAAAGUCCUUGAUGCAGCAGUUUGUGGUGAAAGAGUGGUGGUAUGUGAUGGCUUGAUGCUCAUCUUGCAGUGUGAGGUAUGCAUGGGAAGACUGUUAAGUGGACUGUUGGUAGUCAUGUGUGAGGAGCAAGUGGUGGUGCCACUUAUGUGA
This is a messenger RNA of Closterium sp. Naga37s-1, 759 nucleotides long. The record is from the annotation of a GenBank genome assembly. NCBI's taxonomy places the organism in Eukaryota, Viridiplantae, Streptophyta, Zygnematophyceae, Desmidiales, Closteriaceae.